AUCCUUUUCUGUAGUUUUGAGCUAAUCUCUGUGGCGUAACAAAAUAUAUGAUAUGCAUAUAAUUAGGGCUAUUUCGUGCCAAAGAACUUCUUCUCUGAAUUUUUCCAUUGUUGAUUACCCAACAGGAAGUUGCACAAACUGGGCAAAUUUUGAUUUAUUUAUAUCUUUUCUCAGAAGACUUGCAGCACACUCACUGUAAAUAUGUCAGACAUCCAGGAAGAGGAACUACCAGAACCACACACAGGUCCCAAAGGAGUCAUUCAUGACUGGAGGAAAUUUAAGCUAGAAAGUGAGGACCAUGAGAGUACACCACAGAAGCGGAGAGAGCUGCUCAGACAGAUGUCUAACCCCAAGGCUAACAACGAUGAUAACCAAGAAAGAAUUAACCGCAAGAUGAGUGUUCAGGAGUAUGAGAUGAUCCAGGAGGAGGAUGAACGAUGUCUGAGGAAAUACCGCAGGCAAUGCAUGCAGGAAAUGCAUGACCGCUUGAGCUUCGGACCCAAGUUCGACAGCGUCUUCGAGCUGGAAAGCAGUGAAGCCUUCCUCAAGGUCAUCGAGAAGGAGCACCGGCUGACGUUGAUCAUUGUGCACAUCUAUGACGAUGCUAUCAAAGGCUGUGACGCUCUCAACAACUGCCUCAACAGUCUAGCGAUCGAGUACCCCAGCGUGAAGUUUUGUCGAAUCCGGGCAUCUGUCACAGGUGCAGGAGAAAGGUUCUCCGAUGAUGUUCUACCCACUGUACUGGUAUAUAAGGCUGGAGAAAUGCUGGGAAACUUCAUUUGUGUUACCAAGCACCUCAAUGAGGAGUUCUUCGCUACUGAUGUGGAGAACUUUCUCAAUGAGUAUGGCUUGUUGCCAGAGAAGGAAUUUGCUGCCUGCCCUGAUGAUGAUGAAGAGCUUGGGGUGGAAUAAUCUAGAAAGAUCAUACUAGUGGUGAAAAGCCAUAGUAGAAGAUCCAUGGUCAAUGUUUGGGACCAAGCAUACAGAGGGGCGAUAAGUUUGCCAUGUAUAGAUGCUCAUUAAGUCACAUGCUCUAAUCAUAUUCGCAUCCCACUGCAGUUACUAUGCCCUGUACUAGAAACAUGUGGAAUAAGGUGAUGUUUAAACACACUUCAAUUAACCAAUGCAAGAUGUUUCUUAUCAGUAACUGACCAAGACUCUUCUGGCACCAUAGAGUAAAUAAAUAAAUAAUAAUGACUGUAUAGCCCAUCUAACUCAUAGGGUAUUUCUAACAUUUAUAAGGGACUAACCUGAACAGCUACCUUUUAACGUUUACCCAUUAGUGCUAAAACCAGUGUAAACAAAUAACAUCAAUUUGAAGUGGUUACGUUUUGCUCCGUAGUGGCGCUUCAUGUUACCGCUUUUGAUUAGUACCAUGGGCAUGGUCUGUUAUCAUUGUCAACAUUUCUUUCUUUUUUU
Molecule: messenger RNA, 1419 nt
Organism: Hemibagrus wyckioides
Lineage: Eukaryota; Metazoa; Chordata; Actinopteri; Siluriformes; Bagridae
Gene: pdca
Product: phosducin a
Exons: 3
Coding region: 202-912 (236 amino acids)
Biological process (GO): regulation of G protein-coupled receptor signaling pathway
Source: RefSeq, a predicted model, not a curated record